Messenger RNA from Closterium sp. Naga37s-1, 1212 nucleotides. The record is from the annotation of a GenBank genome assembly. NCBI's taxonomy places the organism in Eukaryota, Viridiplantae, Streptophyta, Zygnematophyceae, Desmidiales, Closteriaceae.
AUGGCUGAUCUGCAAGCACUACGGGAUGAGCUGCUAGGGCAGCUCUGCAGGCGGUGUGCCGGAUGUGACAAGCAUGAUGCCAACGGGGAGGGUGGCGGAACUCAGGAUGGUGGGUCUAAACCGGUGAAGGAGCCGGUGCGUGCGAAGUCCCCGGAGGAAAUUGCCCGCGACUUCAUCAACGCGGAAACCGGGGGCUGGCAGAGCCACUGCAAGGCACGGCAGCGCCUAACCUGCUCCUUUCCCCCCAUCUCUGUCUCGCCCCUGCCUUACUCUCUGCCUGGUAGAGCCACUGCAGGGCGUAGAAGAGCCACUGCAGGGCGUAGAAGGUGCCUAACCUGCUCCUUUCCCCCCAUCUCCGUCUCGCCCCUGCCUUACUCUCUGCCUGGCAAAGCCACUGCAGGGCGUAGAAGGUGCCUAACCUACUCCUUUCCCCCCAUCUCCGUCUCGCCCCUGCCUUACUCUCUGCCUGGCAGAGCCACUUCAGGGCGUAGAAGAGCCACUGCAGGGCGUAGAAGGUGCCUAACCUGCUCCUUUCCCCCCAUCUCUGACUCGCCCCCGCCUUACUCUCUGCCUGGCAGAGCCACUGCAGGGCGUAGAAGAGCCACUGCAGGGCGUAGAAGGUGCCUAACCUGCUCCUUUCCCCCCAUCUCUGUCUCGCCCCUGCCUUACUCUCUGUCUGGCAGAGCCACUGCAAGGCGUAGAAGCCACUGCAAGGCACGGCAGCGCCUAACCUGCUCCUUUCCCCCCAUCUCUGUCUCGCCCCUGCCUUACUCUCUGCCUGGCAGAGCCACUGCAGGGCGUAGAAGAGCCACUGCAGGGCGUAGAAGGUGCCUAACCUGCUCCUUUCCCCCCAUCUCUGACUCGCCCCCGCCUUACUCUCUGCCUGGCAGAGCCACUGCAGGGCGUAGAAGAGCCACUGCAGGGCGUAGAAGGUGCCUAACCUGCUCCUUUCCCCCCAUCUCUGUCUCGCCCCUGCCUUACUCUCUGUCUGGCAGAGCCACUGCAAGGCGUAGAAGCCACUGCAAGGCACGGCAGCGCCUAACCUGCUCCUUUCCCCCCAUCUCUGUCUCGCCCCUGCCUUACUCUCUGCCUGGCAGAGCCACUGCAGGGCAGCCACUGCAAGGCACGGCAGCGCCUAACCUGCUCCUUUCCCCCCAUCUCCGUCUCGCCCCUGCCUUACUCUCUGCCUGGCAGAGCCACUGCAGGGCGUAG